Messenger RNA from Dromiciops gliroides (monito del monte), 1716 nucleotides. RefSeq names its product ATP-binding cassette sub-family C member 12-like. Gene Ontology annotation, molecular function: ATP binding; ATP hydrolysis activity; ABC-type transporter activity. Gene Ontology annotation, cellular component: membrane. NCBI's taxonomy places the organism in Eukaryota, Metazoa, Chordata, Mammalia, Microbiotheria, Microbiotheriidae. The record is from RefSeq and is a predicted model, not a curated record. The transcript is spliced from 11 exons. Bases 1 to 1716 code for a protein of 571 amino acids. Gene Ontology annotation, biological process: transmembrane transport.
AUGGUAAGUGAUGGCCCUUACUUAAUCUCUGGCUUGGACAGAAGGGGUCGGCGUCGAUCCUUUGUGGAGAGAUAUGACCCCAGUUUAAGAACGAUGAUCCCUUUACGGCCCCAUGCAAGGUUGGCUCCUAAUCCAGUUGAUGAUGCAGGGCUGUUUUCAUUCGCCACAUUUUCUUGGCUUACGCCUAUAAUGGUCAAAGGCUACAAACACAUUCUGACUACUAAUGCCUUGCCCCCAUUGUCAUCUUAUGAUACAUCAGACACCAAUGCUAAGAGGUUUCGAUCCCUUUGGGAAGAAGAAGUAGCAAAGGUGGGUGCAGAAAAAGCUUCUGUGGGACGAGUGGUUUGGAGAUUUCAGAGAACUCGUGUUCUGAUGGAUAUCCUGGCCAACUUCCUUUGUAUAAUCAUGGCAGCUAUAGGGCCGACAGUUCUCGUUCACCAAAUCCUCCAGUACACAGAAAGUACCUCUAAGAAUGUCUUCGUUGGCAUUGCUUUGUGUGUGGCCCUUUUUUUCACCGAGUUUGCUAAAGUUUUAUUCUGGGCACUAGCCUGGGCUAUAAAUUAUCGUACGGCCAUCCGACUGAAAGUUGCCACCUCGACUGUAGCUUUUGAAAACCUGGUUUCAUUCAAGACUCUGACCCACAUCUCUGUUGGUGAGGUUAUCAAUAUACUAUCAAGUGAUGGCCAUUCUUUGUUUGAAGCUGCCUUAUUUUGUCCACUGCCAGCUACAAUUCCUGUCCUGUUGGCAGUGUGUUCAGUGUAUGCUUAUUUUAUUCUGGGGCCCACAGCUCUCAUUGGGACAUCUGUAUAUGUGAUAUUCAUCCCUAUUCAGAUGUUUAUGGCUAAGCUCAAUUCAGCCUUUCGAAGAUCUGCCAUUACUAUGACCGACAAUCGUGUCCAGAUAAUGAAUGAAUUUUUGACCUGCAUCAAGCUUAUUAAAAUGUAUGCCUGGGAAAAAUCCUUUACAACCAACAUCCGAGGCAUAAGGAAGAAAGAAAAAAAAUUGCUGGAAAGGGCAGGGUUUAUACAAAGUGGAAAUUCAGCUCUUGCACCUGUUGUGUCCACGAUGGCCAUUGUCCUGACUUUCACUUUCCAUGUUCUUUUAAAAAGAAAGCUCACAGCACCUGUUGCAUUUAGUGUGAUUUCCAUGUUUAAUGUAAUGAAGUUUUCAAUUGCAAUCUUGCCUUUCUCAGUCAAAGCAGUGGCAGAAGCUAACGUUUCUCUAAUGAGAUUGAAGAAAAUUCUUGUGAACAAAAGCCCCCCAACAUAUAUCACCCAACCAGAAGAUGCAGAUACAGUCUUGGAACUAAAAAAUGCUACUUUGUCUUGGGGACAAGAAUCUAGCAGAAUAAUUAUCCCAGGGAAAGAGGGUGGUAAGAAGAAGAUCUCUAAUACAAAAUCAGCCCAGAAGACUUCCAAAGACUUGAAUCUGAGACAACAGGAAAUUGUUGGGCCAGAUAAGGAAAAAGAGAAGACAAGCCCAGUCCUGAGAAACUUAAGUUUAACUGUGAAAAAGGGAAAGGUCUUGGGAAUUUGUGGCAAUGUUGGAAGUGGAAAGAGCUCCCUCAUAUCAGCCAUCCUGGGACAGAUGAAAUUACAGGAUGGGUCCGUGGCAGUAAAUGGAACAGUGGCUUAUGUGUCACAACAAGCAUGGAUCUUUCAUGGAAACAUGAGAGAAAACAUAUUAUUUGGAGAAAAGUUUGACAGUCAAAGGUAA